CGGGCGCCCUUAGGAGUGGCAGUUUUUAAAAGUGCAGCCCGGAGGCCCGCCCGGACGCCGCCGCCCGCACCUCCCGCGCGUCCCGCUUGCGCCCGUCCCGGCCGCGCUCGAGCCCGCGUUCCACGCCCGUCCGGCCCCAGGCCCAGCAAGCCCGCACCAUGCCGGUGAAGGGAGGCACCAAGUGCAUCAAAUACCUGCUCUUUGGAUUUAACUUCAUCUUCUGGCUUGCCGGCAUCGCGGUCUUGGCCAUCGGACUAUGGCUGCGAUUCGACCCACAGACCAAGAGCAUCUUCGAGCAAGAGAAUAACCACUCCAGGUUCUACACAGGUGUGUAUAUUCUGAUUGGCGCGGGCGCCCUCAUGAUGCUGGUGGGAUUCCUGGGCUGCUGCGGGGCGGUGCAAGAGUCCCAGUGCAUGCUGGGAUUGUUCUUCGGGUUCCUCCUGGUGAUAUUUGCCGUUGAGAUCGCGGCAGCCAUCUGGGGCUAUUCCCACAAGGACGAGGUGAUUAACGAACUGCAAAAAUUUUACGUGGACACCUACAGCAAGCUGAAAAACAAGGAGGAGCUGCAGAAGGAGACGCUGAAAGCCAUCCACGCCGCGCUGGACUGCUGCGGCAUCGUCGGCGGAGUGGAGCAGUUCAUCUCGGACAUCUGCCCCAAGAAGGAUUUUCUCAGCACCCUGACAGAGAAGCCCUGUCCUGUGGCCAUCCAAGAGGUCUUUGACAACAAAUUCCAUAUCAUCGGUGCGGUGGGCAUCGGGAUCGCCGUGGUGAUGAUCUUCGGCAUGAUCUUCAGCAUGAUCCUGUGCUGUGCUAUCCGCAGGAGCAGAGAGAUGGUCUAGAGUCAGCUUGUAACCCUGAGCAGGAACAUGGACCCCUGAAGACGGUUAUUCUCCAGGGGUUUAGGGUUGUUCAAUUUGUUUUAUUUUGCCACUAACCUUAGUAUCAUUCUGCAUUUCUAAACAAUGACAUUUUUUUUCUAUGUUUGUCUUUUUAAUGCUUUUUUUCAAUAUUGAUAUUUGUAGUGGAGGGAUUGGGGGGUAUGGUUUGCUUUGGUUUAUAUAUUUUUUUUUUGGUUGUUUGUUUUGCUUAUUUACCAUAAGCAAAAAAUCCUGCAAUGAAAGGUACUAUAUUUGCUAGACUCUAGACAAAAGAUAUUGUACAUAAAGAGAAUUCUUUUUUGUCUUUAAAUAGAUAAAAAAAAAAAAGUAUAUCUAUCAAAUUUAAUCAGGUUGUAAGUUAUGUUGAAGACAAUUUGAUACAUAAUAAAGAAUUAUGACAAUAUACUGGA
This is a messenger RNA of Sorex fumeus (smoky shrew), 1288 nucleotides long. RefSeq names its product CD9 molecule (gene CD9). Bases 159 to 839 code for a protein of 226 amino acids. Lineage: Eukaryota; Metazoa; Chordata; Mammalia; Eulipotyphla; Soricidae. The record is from RefSeq and is a predicted model, not a curated record. The transcript has 8 exons. Gene Ontology annotation, cellular component: membrane.